This is a messenger RNA of Aureococcus anophagefferens, 798 nucleotides long. RefSeq lists its product as hypothetical. The transcript has a single exon. Lineage: Eukaryota; Pelagophyceae; Pelagomonadales; Pelagomonadaceae. Gene Ontology annotation, biological process: tetrahydrofolate biosynthetic process; tetrahydrobiopterin biosynthetic process. The coding region runs from base 1 to 798 and encodes 265 amino acids. The record is from RefSeq and is a predicted model, not a curated record. Gene Ontology annotation, cellular component: cytoplasm. Gene Ontology annotation, molecular function: zinc ion binding; GTP cyclohydrolase I activity; GTP binding.
AUGUCGCAGUCGCAGACGAGCGUCGCCACGGACUCGUCGCGGCCGGCGAAGAAGCUCAAGGCGACGAUCAGCAAGAACGACGGCGGCGACGCCAAGGCGCCCGCGCUGCCCCUGCCCAAGCCCGCGCGGGACCGCGCGUCGUCGCUGAGCGCGCCGCCGCUUCCCCUGGAGCAGAAGAAGACGACGGAGUGCGCCUGCGCUUUGAAGCGGCGGCUCGGCGACGACGAGGCGCGCGUCUGCAAGAUCGCCGGCGCGGUCUCGACGAUCCUCGACGCGCUCGGCGAGGACACGGGCCGCGAGGGCCUCCAGGACACGCCGCGGCGCAUGGCCAAGCUGUUGGUGGACUGCACGUCGGGCUACGCGAAGCGCCUCGAGGACGUGCUCAACGGCGCGGUCUUCGCCGAGGACUACAGCCAGAUGGUCCUCGUCAAGGACAUCCAGCUCUACUCGCUCUGCGAGCACCACGUCGUGCCCUUCUUCGGCAAGUGCCACAUCGCCUACAUCCCCAACGGCAAGGUCCUGGGCCUGUCCAAGCUCGCGCGCAUCGCCCACAUGUUCGCGAAGCGCCUGCAGGUGCAGGAGCGGCUCACGACGCAGAUCGCCGAGGCCGUCGCCGAGGCCUGCGGGCCCUGCGGCGUCGGCGUCGUCGUCGAGGCGACGCACAUGUGCAUGUGCAUGCGCGGCGUCCAGGCCACGGGCUCGUCGACCGUGACGUCCGCGCUCCUCGGCAGCUUCAAGUCCGACCCCCGGACGCGCGCGGAGUUCUUCGCGUCCGUCGGCCGCCCGCAGCACCUGUGA